Molecule: messenger RNA, 291 nt
Organism: Geodia barretti
Lineage: Eukaryota; Metazoa; Porifera; Demospongiae; Tetractinellida; Geodiidae
Source: the annotation of a GenBank genome assembly
AUGUAUGACUUUCUAGAACUGUGGAAGACAGGUGGCUUCAAAGCAGUUUUGAAAGAACUUGUAGAUGUAAUAAGUACAGAUGAAGAAUACCAUGCUUACGAUGUACUCGGAUUGGAGCAAGGGACGGAGUUUGAGGAGGUUAGAAAGAGGUACAAAGAGUUAGCAGGGAAGUGGCAUCCAGACCACCACCUUGGAGAACAGAUGAAGAAGAAAGCUCAAGAAAAGUUCAUGAAGUACGAAACUGCCUACAAAGUCCUGGAGACUAUUAAUAAGAGAAAGAAGAAAUACUAA